Molecule: messenger RNA, 1718 nt
Organism: Amphibalanus amphitrite
Lineage: Eukaryota; Metazoa; Arthropoda; Thecostraca; Balanomorpha; Balanidae
Product: sodium/potassium/calcium exchanger 1-like
Exons: 5
Coding region: 482-1633 (383 amino acids)
Molecular function (GO): protein binding
Source: RefSeq, a predicted model, not a curated record
AGUUCGUUAUCAAGCGUUAUCAAGGAUGGAUGUGAAAUAUCAUUGGAAAUAGGUAUUCAACAUAUAAAUACACAUUCUGUGCAAAGGCAAAUUUUCACGACUGAAAUUCCGGAGUCAUAACCUAAAUCAAACGCAGCUCGUUUUACCGCUCUUCAAAUUGUUACUUGCAAGUAGCCAAAGGUCGAUCUGGACAGAGCUUCCAACUUCAGCCAGCCGUGUUCAGGGCUCCAGCCACUUUAAUUUCGGAGGCCAAGACUCGGUCGUAUGCAAACGUCGACAUCUUCGAAUUUCUUUCGCCGCUGGCAAGUACCUCUAGGUGACAAAUAGUUCAGUUCAUCACACCGACAACUGUGAGAAUCAUACCAGACUGCCUUAUAGGUGCGGUGUAGGUAACGUGGUGAAGUUAUGACGUGUCGUCGCUAUACUUCCUGGGGAGGACGGCGGCCGGUGAUGCGCCGCGGGUGACGGCCGUGGCGGCGACAUGAGGGUCACCGUGCUGACCCCGUCGCGGACCAAGAUGCUGCUGGAGGAGGUGGACACGCUGAGAGACGUCAAGCGCCAGAUCACGGCGCGCACGGGCAUUCCGGCCCGCCAGCAGCUCGUCUACUUCAAGGGCCGCCAGCUGAAGUCGCUGCGGCGGCCCCUGGAUUCGUACUGUGUGCGGGACGGCGCCACCCUCUACCUGGUCAAACGGCUCGGUGUCUGCCGCUGCCUGGCGUGCCGCAACAGCAGGUACAUCGAGCGGGAGGAGGCGGCGGAGGAGCGUCUGCAGCUGCUCCGGCUGCUGGCCGCCCCUGCUGAGGGCGCCGGCGCGCGCGCCGCGGAGGAGGCGGCCGGGCUGCUGGCCGGCGCCGAGCUGGAGCUCAGCGCCGGCACGCCGGACCGGCCCUCGGACGGCGCGGACGGGCCGGCGCGGGCCCGGCCGGCUGGGAUCGCCCCGGAGGACAUGGAGGGGGCCGCCGAGGGGAAUGACGAUGGCGCUGGGGCGGAAAUCCAGGAUCUAGAGGAGGACGGCGAGGAGCUAGAGGAUGCUGACGGCGCAACAGACGAUGCUGAAGAGGCUGAGGAGCCGGCGCUGGAGCUGGAGGAUGCCGAAGAAGACGGGGAAGAGGCGAUGGACGCGGUCGCCGGAGAGACGGAAGACCUGAGUGAGGAGCCCGAGGACGCAGACGAGGAGCUGGAGCUGGAGCUGAGCGGCGAGGAGCUGGAGGUGCAGCCGAGCGGCGAGGAGCUGGAGCUGAGCGGCGAGGACCUGGAGCUGAGCGGCGAGGAGCUGGAGGUGCAGCUGAGCGGCGAGGACCUGGAGCUGAGCGGCGAGGAGCUGGAGCUGAGCGGCGAGGACGCGGACGACGAGGAGGAGCACGAGGAGGAGCCGGACCUGGCCGAGCUGGAGGACGAGGAGCCGGCGGCGGUCUCCGGCGGCGGCCCCCCGGAGCCGGUGCGCGACCUGCUGCUGGCCAUGACGCGGCCGACGCCGGCCCCGGAGGACGCCGAGGACUCCCAGGAGGAGGAGCAGUACCCGGAGGACGACCCGCUGUUCGACCCGCCGGACGAGGAGGACCCGCUGCUGGCGCCGGCCGAGCACCAGGAGGACGCCGGCUACAUGUCCGGGGACGAGAUGGACCGACCGUGAGGCCGCUCAGAGCGGGGCACCGCCCGGCCGGCCGGCACUCACUGCCUAGCGCAGCACCGCGCUUAUAACAGUACAAAAUCGCACU